UGCGCAAAUCAUUAGUCUUGGAUUAGCCUCUUUCAGCUGCGCGAUGUCGAAAGUUUUUUGGAUUUGCUUUUACGUAUCUCUGAUUUCGGCCCAGCCUAUGGUGCCGAAUAAUAAUUGCGAAUUUUUUACAUAUUCUACCGCGAACUAUGGUCAAACAUACAUAGGUGUUCUAAGGGCGCACAGGACCGACAUUCAUCAGUUUUACUGGGAGGCAAACUUUACGUCUCGCGGGGCCAAUGUGGAUCAAGUCGACUAUCUCAAUCCAUAUCCAUCCAAUGAGGAGUGCUACGCCAAUGUCAAUAGCGGUAAGCCCGCUGAAAUGGUCGUGGAGUUUAUAAACAUUAACGGCGAGCUGCCCAUGCUGACUGGUUUUAGACUAAAUGGAGUUACCCUCUGCUCCAACCAAAAAUACGAAAAACCCAGGACUACAGCUCGCAUAGCCCGUAGUAUGCAUGUUUCAGAAAUACUUCGAGCCCCUAGGCUGGGAUAUAGACAAAGCGGCUAACACAUUUCUUCUCUUCACUUAAUGCAUUAAAAAAUGAAUGAAAUUUAAGUCUUCUAA
Messenger RNA from Drosophila gunungcola (fruit fly), 562 nucleotides. RefSeq lists its product as uncharacterized. The record is from RefSeq and is a predicted model, not a curated record. The transcript is spliced from 3 exons. The coding region runs from base 44 to 505 and encodes 153 amino acids. Lineage: Eukaryota; Metazoa; Arthropoda; Insecta; Diptera; Drosophilidae.